Messenger RNA from Penicillium coprophilum, 933 nucleotides. RefSeq lists its product as uncharacterized. The transcript has a single exon. The record is from RefSeq and is a predicted model, not a curated record. Bases 1 to 933 code for a protein of 310 amino acids. Lineage: Eukaryota; Fungi; Ascomycota; Eurotiomycetes; Eurotiales; Aspergillaceae. Gene Ontology annotation, molecular function: iron ion binding; monooxygenase activity; heme binding.
AUGGAUGCCAUUGCAGAGACCGUGGCUAGCAGUGCCAGCACUCUCAAAGCUUUUUUCCCGGUCCUCGAAAGACUUCUCUGCUGGAUGAGAUUUGAAAGUGAAGCAACGAAGUUUUUGAAACGGAGACAGAAGAAGUUCUUUUCAGAAAACAUGCGCAUAGGUCUCGAGUCAAAGCCAUGGUGUUGGGCCAAAUGCGUUCAGCAAGCAAACAAAGACCACGGCAUGGAUCUUACCAACUUGAGUUAUGUUGUGGGUGUUGCCUAUGAAGCUAGCAUCCAUACCACUGCUAUUGCAUUGGGGUAUUUUAUCAUGGCAUGCGUUCUUUAUCCAACGACAGUGAAAAGGGCGCAAGAAGAACUUGAUCUGGUCACUGGAGCUCGGAUGCCUACUUUCGAUGAUGUAUCCAACCUCCCUUAUGUCAACGCGUUUGUCAACGAGGUUCUGCGGUGGCGACCACCGCUUCCUUUGGGGCUGCAUCAUGAGGUUAGUCAAGAUGAUCCAUAUCAGAACUUCUUCAUUCCGGCCGGAACUACGAUUGUGGCGAGUGAAUGGUCGAUGGCAAUGGACGAGGGUGUAUUUGGGCAACCUUCGGAAUUUAUCCCUGAGAGAUGGAUCGAAAACCCCAAGCUGAGGCAAAUUGGGUUUGGUUUCGGUAAGCGUCUCUGUCCUGGAAAACAUCUAGCGUGCAAUUCUCUGUUCAUCGUGAUUUCUCGCCUCCUAUGGGGCUACCAAUUUGCCCACGCCUACGAAAAUGGACGCAAAAUUGAGAUAGACCCAAUGAAUAUGAAAUCAGGGAUCGCAGCUGAGCCAUUUCCUUUCCAAGCAACUGUGUCCGUGCGCUCAAAGCAUCGGAAAGUCAUCGAAGAAGAAUGGGCAGCUGCUGAGAAAGAUAGUGAUGUUUUGUUGGACGCUAUCAGGUCGAUGCAGGAAUAG